AUGGAGCUUCCAUUUGUUUCUCACGCCAGGUGCGAAUUACGCUCUGUGAUUCGUUUUUUGUGCACGAAAAACGUUCCUCCGAUGGUCAUUCAUUCCCAACUGUGUGAGGUGUACGGGGAAAAGUGUAUGAGUGUGCAACAUGUGCGCAAAUGGUGCAGAGAAUUCAAAGACGGAUGUACAGACAUCAAUGAAGAACAACGUUCUGGCCGUCCAUCGUUUUCGGACGAAGCGAUUACGAAAGUGGAAGUUAGCGAGAUGAUCCCUGAUGUCAUCAAGUCCUGCAUUCAAAACAUUUUGAGAGACCGCUUACGAUAUGCCAAGGUUUGUGCAAGGUGGGUCCCAAAAAUGCUGACGGAUGACAACAAACGGCAACGUGUGAAAGCAGCCCGCGAAUUUCUUCGUGCCUACGAAACCGAUGGCGAGAAAUCUUUGGACUUAGUCGUCACUGGGGAUGAGACCUGGGGUCCACUACAUGACACCGGAAACAAAAGAACAAUCCCGUCAGUGGAAACAUCCAGACUCGCCGAAGCCGAAGAAGUUAAAGCAAAUUCUGUCUGCGAUGACAAGUGUCUUUUGGGACAGGAAAGGGUUGUGCGAAUUCCUGCCUACCGGCACAACAAUUAA
Molecule: messenger RNA, 624 nt
Organism: Parasteatoda tepidariorum (common house spider)
Lineage: Eukaryota; Metazoa; Arthropoda; Arachnida; Araneae; Theridiidae
Product: protein GVQW3-like
Source: RefSeq, a predicted model, not a curated record